CAAAUCGACACUUCAUUUUUUGCAAACAGGGCUCACUUAUUACUAAAAUCUAAAAUAUCCAGCAGCAGAAAAAAAAAAACUGCCUCCACACUGACAAAUGCAUAUCACCGACGGACUGACUGACAUUUUUUUCUUCUUCUGCAUCCAUCCGGCGUCAUCACAAGGCGCCUCUAUUUACUUCUGGUCCAGUUAGUUGCUGCUGAUGCCUGCUGCGAUGGAAGUAAACAGGGAUGAAGCGGAGCGCUGCAUUGACAUUGCAGCGGCUGCGUUAACCAACCAACAGCCGGACAAGGCGCAGAGGUUCCUGGAGAAGGCGCAGAGACUCUUUCCGACAGAGAAAGCCAAAGUAUUGCUGGAUGUAAUAGCAAAGAAUGGAUUUACACCCAGACAAGAUAGGCACUCAGACGUCAGUGGGGCAUCGGGGCCUCGAGAGCGGCAGAACAGGAAUGAGCACACCAGACCUGAAGAUAAGCCUGUCGACUCCACAAAAUCCUACACGGCCGAUCAGCUAGAAGCUGUGAGAAGGAUAAAACAGUGUAAAGACUUCUAUGAAAUUCUCGGGGUCCAGAAAGAUGCCUCAGAGGACGAACUGAAGAGAUCAUACAGGAAACUGGCUUUGAAAUUCCAUCCAGACAAGAAUCACGCUCCAGGCGCAACAGAAGCAUUUAAAGCUAUCGGCAGUGCGUACGCUGUUCUGAGCAAUGUUAACAAAAGGAGACAGUACGAUCGAUGCGAAGAAGAAAGAAGACACGGCCCAGACAGUGGAAACUUUGAGCCAGAUAUUUCACCUGAAGAGCUCUUUAAUAUGUUCUUUGGAGGAGGUUAUCCAUCAAGUAAUGCUCACGUGUACAAUAAUGGACGGAUGCGUUACCAAAGGCGGGAGAGAAGAGAGCGACAUCAGGAUGGAGGUCUCGCCCUCUUUGUGCAAGUCAUGCCCAUCCUCAUCCUGGUUAUUGUGUCAGCUCUCAGUCAGAUAAUGGUCAACAGCCCCUCCUACAGCCUCAGCUUCAGGCCGUCAGCAGGUUACUCACAGAAGAGGCUGACGGAGAAUUUGAAGGUGCCAUAUUAUGUGGGGGAGCAGUUCUCCAAAGAGUUCACUGGUAUGAAUCUGAAAAAUUUGGAGAGGACAGUGGAGGAUGAUUACAUUUCCAACCUUCGCAACAACUGCUGGAAGGAAAAACAACAAAAGGAAGGAAUGCUAUACAGAGCUCGCUAUUUUGGGGACAGCGAUCUAUACCAAAGAGCACAGAGGGCUCGCACACCAAGCUGCGCCAAGUUGUCUGAGAUCACAGCUUCAUUACAUGGCUGAAAAUGGUUUCAUGAUUCAAAGCAAGGUUUCCAGAAUCACCACAAAAGAUUACAAGUAAUUUAUUAAGAUACAUUUCUACAAUCUGGAGGCUGAAGAUGAUUCAAGGAGCAGACCAGCACCACUCUUCAACAAACAGACCACACAAACUAACUAAAUUUCUGUGGAAUUCUAGUAUGUGAAAAAAACAUAUAAUGUUAAUAUAUUGUUUUAGAAUGGAAACGGCACUUGAAAUAGCUUGCCAUGCUGAAAAGCUGUGGAUUUUAAAACCUAGCUUUAGGUUACUCUUGUAACCCUGGUUCUCAGAGUAGCAUUUGUUUCGAUGUCUUACUAUGAGAUGUGCCUCCCUGUGUAUUUCUCAAAAGCAUUUAUCUCUUUACACCAAUUAUGAUUGGCUGGUGAUCGCAAUGACCAUGUCGGGCAGAACCAACCACCCUUAAAUAGCUUAUGCUACUAUGCAAUCUUUAUUCAAGAUAAGCUAGGCAGCUAGCGCCUGGCGACAGACAAGUUAUUGAACACACCUGUCUGUGGCCAGUUAAGCUAGCUAGCCUAUAUCACAGGUUGAAAUAUACUCUGAAGCAGGAAGAGGUGUUUGAAUAAUGACUGCAAGUUACUGCAGGUUACUUAAGGGUGGGUGGUUCUGUAUGACAUGGUUGUUAUGAUCACCAAUCAGGAUUGUUGUAAUGAAAUAAAUGCUUCUGAGGAAUACGUAGGGAGCCAUUCCAUAAUCAAUUCAAUUCAGUUUUAUUUUCAUAGUGCCAAAUCACAAAAACAGUCACUUCAAGGUGCUUUAUAUUAUAAGGUAAAGACCCUACAAUAAUUGCAAUGAAAAUGACCCCGUAUGAGCAAGCACUUGGUGACAGUGGGAAGGAAAAACUCCCUUUUAACAGGAAGACAUCAAAAUGAAUGCUAAGAAUGAGAACCUCCAAGCACCAGUUUUAAAUGGAAGCCAUGUACUGGGAAAGGCCACUUUAUAUUGUUUUUUGGGAGAAAGUAGUAUGAAAGUCAGCCAUAGUUAAGUUAUGUGUAGUCCUAUGGAUGUUAUUUAUGUAGCAAUACAACGGAUGCCACAUUGAAUGCUGCCUCCUUAAUUUUAUGCUGUAAUUCAGUGGAGAAAAGUUUGAGGGGGAUUUGAUUUUAAAUGCACAUUCUCAGACUAUGCAGUAAUAUUAUAAAACUGAUGUCUAGGGUUUUUAGACACUUGAACACCUGAAAUUUGUCUUCUUCUGCUGUGUGUGAGAUAGCCAUUAGGACAUGUCCCUGUCACUUUACCUCCUUUAAAUGUAUUAAGGGCAGAAUUAUAGUGUAACUUCACAAUAAAUGCCAAGAGAAUGAGAUGUGCCUACCCACAAAAUGGGACUUUAACAGGUUCUAGGUUGGGAGUGCCAUGUCUUUGCUCAGUCUGUCGGAAAAAGCCAUUUUUUUUGUCACACUUUUUAAGUUUAUAGUAUGCUACUUAUUCUUUGUAUUAUUUCUUGAAGAAAUAGACUAUAAAGAGAGGAUAAGAAAAUCGUACAGAUCUUGUUCACUUUUUUCCCACCAUGUUUUUAAUUUCCAGAUGAAAAUAAACAUGGUCGCUUAAA
This is a messenger RNA of Archocentrus centrarchus (flier cichlid), 2889 nucleotides long. It is a transcript of the gene dnajb12b, whose product is annotated as DnaJ heat shock protein family (Hsp40) member B12b. NCBI's taxonomy places the organism in Eukaryota, Metazoa, Chordata, Actinopteri, Cichliformes, Cichlidae. Gene Ontology annotation, cellular component: endoplasmic reticulum membrane. Gene Ontology annotation, biological process: cellular response to misfolded protein. The record is from RefSeq and is a predicted model, not a curated record. The transcript is spliced from 9 exons. Gene Ontology annotation, molecular function: Hsp70 protein binding. Bases 203 to 1309 code for a protein of 368 amino acids.